Melanotaenia boesemani (Boeseman's rainbowfish) is the source of this 3346-nucleotide messenger RNA. It is a transcript of the gene sh2d3a, whose product is annotated as SH2 domain containing 3A. The transcript has 20 exons. The record is from RefSeq and is a predicted model, not a curated record. Gene Ontology annotation, molecular function: phosphotyrosine residue binding; guanyl-nucleotide exchange factor activity. Gene Ontology annotation, biological process: positive regulation of peptidyl-serine phosphorylation; small GTPase-mediated signal transduction. Bases 236 to 2758 code for a protein of 840 amino acids. NCBI's taxonomy places the organism in Eukaryota, Metazoa, Chordata, Actinopteri, Atheriniformes, Melanotaeniidae.
CUGCUGUCUUUGAGGUGCUGCAUGCCAACUUUACAAUCUGAUUGGCCUUUUGAGUGACCCUGCAAGUUUAAGGGGGAGCGGGCUUUAACUGUUACCACAAACAGAAAGUGGGAGGCUGUUUUGAUGACAGCAGUUAUAAAAGAGGAAGAAAGCACAGGAUAGUAAGGAAAGAAAGAAGGAAAAACAAAAGUUAUAAAAAUAUCCCCGAGCGCUACGGAGGACCCUGAAAACUGACAUGAAUAAUCGCUCUAUCGCCUGGUGGCUGAGACAAAUCGGCCUGCCCCAGUACACCAAGACACUAGAGAGUGAAUAUUAUGGUCUAGAGGGGUUGCUACAUGUAACAGAUGGAGAGCUGAAAGAUGCAGGGAUAGAAGAUGAAACACACAGAAAAAUCCUUCUCACUCAUCUUUCAAGACAUCGACCAAGGCUGGACCCACACUCUGCUUCAUUUUUAACAAACAGCCAUGAGGGUGAUGUACAGGUCGUAAAGCGCAGAACCAGCCGAAAAUACUCUCUGGGAUCAUCUAUGGAUCUGGAGAAACCAAAGGGUCUGUUUCGCCAGAGUGUUCUUCCCCGCCUCCAGAGGGCUGAUAAGAAAAACCGUCUGUCUGCUUCCUGUUCGCAGCUCCGCCCCCUGGAGGAGAAUAACACUGUCAGUCAGGAGAGCAAACACAGCAAGAGGAGGAGUAUCAGUGCAUACCUCAGCCAGUUCAAGGUGUUUGGUGGUUUGAAAGAGAUGGACUCACUGAAGAAAGAGUUGGAAGAGGAGCUGAAGCUUAACAAUGAGAAUCUGAGGAGUCACGCGUGGUAUCAUGGACCACUGAGCCGAGAGAAUGCAGAGUCUCUGUUUGAGAACAACGGGGACUUCCUCGUCCGUGAUUCAAGUUCUGUUCCUGGGGACUAUGUUCUGAGCUGCUUUUCGAAUAACAUCCCUUGUCACUUUAAGAUCAUACGCGUGGUUCUUCGACCUAAACAGGGCUACACUCGGGAGCUGUUCCAGUUUGAGGAAGAUCGCUUUGACAACAUUCCUGCUCUGAUCCGAUUCCAUGUGGGUGGGCGUCAGCCAAUAUCCAAGGCUUCAGGUGCUACUAUCUCUCGCCCAGUCACACGGACCCUUCCUCUGCGUGUCAUCAUUGAGAAAAAUGAAAAGCUUAAGAGUAGCAGUAGAGGUGCAGGAGGAGAAAAACAAACUGACCACAGCAAAAGACGCAGCUUCAGCUCCCCGCAUAGUGACACACUGCAAGUCAUCAAUCCACUGCUAAGGAGUGGAAGCCAGCCCGCUGACUUGGAGAAUGUUGGACGGAGGCCUUCACUUCAGUCUGCACAGUCUGACAGCAACCUACGAACUGGUGUCCCACAGAGCACUCAAUCAGAGGUCACUGGCCCUGAACCCAUUUCCCCAGUGUUUCGUACAGGCAGUGAACCUCUGCUGAGCCCACAACCGCGUCACACACGUCCUUCCCAUCCAGGUGGUGGUGUAACUUUGCGAGGUUCAGAUGGGCAGCUGCACCCUCGAGCUCCUCCUAAACCUCUCAGGGUCUCAGCUGUUUUCCCUAACACCUUACCCUCACGCCCCACAAAUCCUUCUUCUUUGUAUGAGGAGCUGGUUAUACAAGUGCCACAGUUGCGGCGGAAAGGCCACGUGGACAGACUGCGUGCAGAGGAGAAGUGGCAGAGCCGUGCACGCCUCACGGAGACUUCCUUUGGGUUACUGGAAGCCCAGGAGAAUGGAGCAUCAUCACAGCUGCUGUUUGACAAAGAGCUCCAGAGGAAGGCAGCAGAGGAAGUGGAGGACUGGCAUUUUCAACGACCACAAGUUGAAACAGCAUCCUGUUUCCAGCUGGACCAGUUUAAGUCACUGCUCUUACCAGAGAACAACCGGCCUCUGGAGCCCAGCGUCCUCCUCACACUCAAAGAGUUCUUCAACCGUUCAGACGCCAACAACAUGGCCCUGCACAUGCUCGCUAUUGAUUCUAAGGUAGCACGCAUCCUUGCCGUGACUGAAGAGCAGAGGAGGAUUAUGGGAGUAGAUUCAGGGCUGGAGCUUGUCACUCUGCCACAUGGACACCAGUUAAGACUGGAUUUACUAGAGAGGCAUCAUCUAAUAGCACUAGGAGUGGCAACAGACAUCUUGGGCUGCACAGGGACCGUGAGCCAGAGAGCAACAGUUUUACACAAAGUAAUCUUGUUGGCUCAAGCCCUGAAAGAACAUGUCCACAACCUUUACUCCUUCUCAGCUGUGAUGAAGGCCCUGGAGAUGCCUCAGAUAGUGCGCCUGGAGAUGACGUGGCGAGCACUGAGGAGGAACCAUACAGAGAGUGCAGUUUUAUUUGAAAAGAAACUCAAACCCUUCAUGAAGUCACUGAGUGAGGGAGAUGAGUCUGUAGUCCAAGGUCCCAUAGCUAUGCCACACCUGGUUCCUCUUCUAAUGGCGAUGGAGGGUGAGGACCCAGUGGAAAACAGUGAGCGGGGCUGUCAGCUACUCUAUGAUGUCCUCCAGUCAGCUCGCAGUGCUGUCUUACACGCCCAAGAUUAUCAGCACCAUGCACACACUCUGCUUGCAGGAGACUGGGAGACAGUCCCCGAGCUGCUGGAGGCUUUCCAGACGGAGUUUGCCUUGCGGCUGUUUUGGGGUCAACAGGGAGCGCUUGCUGAAAAAAAGGAGCGAUACGAGAAAUUUGACAAGAUUCUAUGUGUCCUCUCAGAUAAACUGGAACCUGUGGAGAUCAGUCCACAACAACCAGACACUUUGACCUGAGCCUGUUUUACCAGGUGGAAACUGUCAUCACAACUGUCCUCACUAGAGGAAAAUAAAGGCAAACGUGGAGGAAAAAUGUUCCAGCUGAGCCUCAGUGUGCUUGGUUAACAGAUUUCAGCUGUGAGAUUGUGAGAAACAGAGGAAAAGUACAUUUUCUUUUAUUUGCUAAGAUGUGAGACUGUUGAACUUGUAAAAAUGAUUAACUGGAAUAGGUGUGAUGACCAUUGCUGUGAAAGGGAUUUGGAUUAAUUUUCCUUUUGCAGGAAAUCCAAACGUGUUUAGGAUUUGUUUACAAAAAUCCAAUGUUUUCUAACUCUAAACUACUUGUUUUAUACUUGAAACUUUUGAAAACCAACCCAAGCAUUAUACAAGCUGGGCUUUUAGCCUACAGUAACUUCAUCAAUGGACUGUGGUUGCAAGUGACACACUAUCAAGUUUUAUUUCAGUGUUUGCAAUGCAAUAAAAACAGAAAGAUGCUUUCUCAGUUUUGCAGGUGUUGCUCAUAUGACGUCAUAAAGAAAAGACAUGAAUCUUUUUUUUAAUACAUGUAAAUAUAUUUCUUUUAAUUAAAAAAGGCUCAUGUACUGG